AGCUGGAUGAGGAAGUGUAUAAAAGAGGAAGGAAAAGUUGCUGUUUUGGUUUGAGUUGGCCACAGUUUACAGGGGAAAUUUGUCACACACGGACUGAAAGAUGGUAGAUCCUUCAAAGUAUGUUGCCAUUGAUUGUGAGAUGGUGGGACUUGGCCCCAGAGGCUCCGAGAGUGGCCUGGCACGGUGCAGCAUUGUGGAUUACAGUGGGACAGUGAUCUAUGACGAAUUUAUUAAACCAGAUGGGAAGAUAACUGAUUUCAGGACCCGUGUGAGUGGGAUUCGUCCAUUAGAUAUGGAUACAGCUGUGCCUUAUCGUAUCGCCAGGGAAGAGAUUUUGAAGAUUAUACAAGGGAAAAUUAUUGUGGGCCAUGAUCCUAGAUCGGACUUCCGGGUCCUGAAAACUGAAAUCUCAGAUUAUGCCGUACGGGACACAUCAUCGUGCAGGUUACUGAUCACCAAGGCGAAACUGAAGACUGAUAGACGUGCCUCGUUAAAGAUCCUCUGCCAGAAUUUACUGGGGAAAAGGAUACAGGACAGCUACAGAGGGCACUCCUCUGUUGAAGAUGCGAAGGCGGCUAUGGAACUUUUUAAACUUGUGGACAGAACAUGGGAACUUCAUCUCCGACAGGGACGCAAAGUGGAGAUAAUGAAUCGGUUUGAGAAUCAAUAUUAGUGAAUAAAACAGCAUUGCCAGAUUAGGAAGAGGAACUCUGAUUUUCGUAUGUCAUGAACAAGGGAUGAUAUCUGCUGUUAACUGAGUAUCACAAAACUGCACUGCAUCAUUUUAUUUUUCUCCCUCGCCUCAAUUUUCUCUUGGUUCUUUCCUGAAUUACAGUUCCACAGGUAUUAGUCUUCAAAUUCAAUUGACCAUUUGUUAUGUGUGACCCUAGACUGUGGGCGCGCUGACAGUGGAGGAGUCACAGGUGAUCCCAUCCUUGCCUCCAGUCUACAAUCCCACAUCUUCUCAGGGAGCCACUGGGUGGCGAUCAGGAGCAGGAACAUUGCCCAGUUAUUUAUCCACUUCCCACCUCAUCUGUCUUUAGCUCAGGGAUUUGUAGUCUACUAUUGUCCAGGGUGAUUUUUGCUAGCUAAACCUGGAUCAUGGUGAUGGAGAAAGGUGGGGACACCAUUGAUCCUCUGGUCUGACCAAUGCAGCGCUGCACCCGGUGCUGCAUUCACUCAUUGAGGCACAGAGAAAGCUUUAAUGCACCUGCUUCUGAAUAGACUACAAGAGAACUUAUUAGAUCUUUUCUCAAAGACAUUUGUGUGUAUGUGAAUUUUGUGGUUCUCAGGAUGGGGGGCGGGGGAGGGGCAGCAUAUCACUGCUGGAAAACAACGCAUUUAACAAUUUCAGGAAGCUUCUGUCAGCACCAGAAACUCCCAUACCAAGAUUAACUCCAUUUAAACUCAACCUCUUCCAUUUGAAGCAUUUUGCAUUCUCCUACGCUGGAUUCUCCACCCUCAUUGUGAAACUAAUUUUGUCAAAGUCUCUGGCCAUUCUACACAAGACAGACAGCACAAAAACAGGCAAUUCAUUCCUACCAGUCCGGGUGAUGUUUAUGCUCCACUUGAGUCUCCUCUCAUCUUUCCUCAUCUAAAUCUAUCACCAUAACUCUCUAUUCCCUUCUCCCCCAUGCCCUUGUCUCUUGCCCUUAAAUGUAUCUUUUCUAUUCACUUCAACCACUUCCUGUGGUAGCAAGUUCCACAUUCUUACCACUCUUUUGGUAAAGAAGUUUCUUCUGAAUUCCCUAGUGGAUUUCUUGCUGACUAUCUUAUGUUGAUGGCCUCUAGUUAUAUUCUUCCCCACAAAAGGAACCAUUCUCUUUACAUCCACUCUGUCAAAACCUUUCAUAAUUUAAAGACGUCCAUUAGGUGACCCCCCCCAGCCUUCUUUCUCCAAAAGUAAAGACACCCAGCCCGCCAAUCCUUUCCAGGUAUGUAAACCCACACAUGGAUUCUAAUAAUUCAAUAUUCUAAACUCUACCUGUCCCACUGGAGGAAGCAUCCAGUCUGGAAAUUUGUUGUUGAAUAAAUACAAUGCUCCACCUGCUGGAGGGUACAAGUAUUCACCUAUGUACCUUGAUACUUCAAACACCUUCAAAGGGUAAUUUUAGGAUUCUGGACUGCUGGUGGGGACCAUUGCCUAGUUUGGGCAGGCUCAUAAAGUUACCUCUUUAAGCUUUGCCUCACCAGGUGGUGAAGAAGCUGCGAAAGGGCAGCUUAGAGCAAGCCCUGCUUCAUAUGAACUGGGACUGACCAGGCAGAAAGUGAGAUCAGACAAUGUCAAUUUGAAAUGAGUGAAAAGUGAAUAUAAAACAGAUCAGAAAAAGAACAUUUUUUAAAUAAAAUGAGAGUGUUUUGGAAUAACCCUGUGAUGGGAGUCAGGGUACUGGAGGGAUGAACUUCCAGGGGUCAAAUGGUCAUUUCUCACCCUUGCUUUCUGGAAAAAAAAGAGUGAUUUUGGAUGAGGUCUUUCAGGACUGUUAUUUCAUGUCUGUACUGUAGUGUGACUGCAGCUCCAGAUUAAACAGCUUCAAUAAUAUCAAUACCCCACCAAUCCUCAGCUCCAACCUUCUGGCCAGUUAUAAGAUAUAGGAGCAGGAGUUGGUCAUUUGGCCCCUUGGGUCUUCUUCGCCAUUCAACAAGAUCAUGGCUGAUGUUCUCCUUCAACUCCACCUUCCCGCACUAUCCCCAUUUCCCUUAAUUCCCUUCGUACCAAAAAAUCAAAUUGACCUCUGUCUUGAAUGUACUCAAUGACUGAGCAUUGACAGUUCUCUGGGUAGAGAAUUCCACACAUUCAUAACCCUAUGGCAACUAUCAAUGUUAGGCUAACCAGCCUAUAGUUCCCAGAUUUCUUUCUUUCUUUCCUUUCUUAAAUAGCAAGGCUAUAUUUGCUACCUACCAGUUCUUGGGAACAGUUCUAGAAUCUAAGGAAUUCUGGAGGAUGGAAACCAAUGCAUCCACACUAUGCAGCUCCCUCUUUUUAAACUCUAGGGUGCUGGUUGUCAGGUCCGCAACUCUGUUGUCAUUUAGUCCCAUUACUACCUCUAAUAUUAUUGAAGUUACACAGAUUCCUUUAAGUUCCUCAAUCAAGACCCCUGGCUCCCCAUUAUUUCUUUAUUUGUUUUUUUUAUCUCGCUGCUUUUUUUUUUUGCAUGCAAAUUGGCUACAGUAUUUGCCUACAAAACAGCAAUGCUUACUUUUCAAAAGUAACUCAUGCUUUGGGACACCCCCGGGGGCAUGAAUGGCACAACGUAAAAGCAAGUUGUUUGUUUUCUUUUCUAAGGAGUGAAUGCAAUUGGAACAAGUGGGGCUGAAGCUGCCCAUUGUGCCACCCUCAUUGCCCAAGGAGCUGAGACUGAGCGACCCAGGCCAUUCUAAUGCCCACUUGACCAUUACUCCAUGUAAAAGAGCCCAAGGUUGCUCCCUUAACCAACGCCAUCAAAAUAGAAGGAUAUUUAUCUUAACUUCUGCUUGCAGGACCUUGCAAUGACUGCCAUGUUUGCUUACAUAACAAUCGUGACUGCACUCCAAAGGAAGAUGAAUUGCUUGAUUGUAAAGAUGCUUUCUCAUAUCUCAAGGUUGAUAAAGUUCCAUAAAAAUACAAAUUCUUUCUUUAA
Messenger RNA from Carcharodon carcharias (great white shark), 3620 nucleotides. RefSeq names its product interferon-stimulated gene 20 kDa protein-like. The coding region runs from base 101 to 673 and encodes 190 amino acids. Lineage: Eukaryota; Metazoa; Chordata; Chondrichthyes; Lamniformes; Lamnidae. Gene Ontology annotation, cellular component: nucleus. The record is from RefSeq and is a predicted model, not a curated record. Gene Ontology annotation, biological process: defense response to virus; negative regulation of viral genome replication; DNA catabolic process. Gene Ontology annotation, molecular function: exonuclease activity; nucleic acid binding. The transcript has 3 exons.